CUUUCUUCCAGAGCCCCCGCCCCACCGGGACUGCAGGCCCGCCAGGGGACUGGAUCACCGACUCUUGACGCGGGCAGGGGGCGCUGAGGGGUGUGGGCGUCCCGAGCGCAGGCUGAUUCCCCUCUGCCCCGGGAGCCAUGUGCUCCGAUUCGGUCUGGGCCGCGGGGGAGGCUGCACGCUUUGUGUGAACUGCUGGGAAUGCAGCGCUAGUGCGCGGCCCGGGGGAGUGUCCGACUGAGCUGGGGGAGUUGUCAGAAAGUUGGUGCGGGAGUGUUUGUAGGUCCGCGUCGUGGAGCGUGUAGGAGGGCACACCGGGUGUUGUGUCAAGAGGGUGCAGCCCCAGACCAGUUAGGUUAAGAAUUGAUCGCUGUUGUGAUGACGUCUGGAGUUUUCCCAGCCUAAGAGAUUAUGGGUGGGCAGAUAUCUAGGAAAAGGGCUGAUUGCGUGGGUACCAAUUGUUCGCGCUAGAUGUGGGGUUUGUAGACAGUGUGUGUGUGUGUGCUGUAUUUGUGAAAAUCAUUGGCGUUCCAGGGGUUGAGCGUUGGUGCCUGUUUCAAAAGUGCUGUAGAGUUGCCUGGUGUGAGGGUUUGAGUGUAAGAUGUGUAUGUGGGAAACCUCAACUGUAUGCGGACUGGCGAACAGGACACUAUGGUGGAGAGGUCUGUGUAGACUGAAGGGUCAUCCCCACGGGUCACCCCUGGAACCCUGCAGACUGGGAUGUGGCUGGCAGCCAGGGUGGAAUUUGUACAGAUAACCUUGAGUAAACGUCUCACAGCCUGCAAAGGGCUGCAUCCCAGAGCCCAGAUCCUAACUGCCCUGGCCAGCUAAACCUCAGAAACUUGACCUCAGAAAGCAGCCUGCAGUCGGUGCUCUCUGAGGAGUGGCUCUUCCAGCCGAUGCCUGUCUUGCUUCCAGGUGGCCUGGCUGGGAGGGCAGACCCUUCCCUCGAAAGCCUGGCCUAGUCAGCCCAGAUAUCUGGGCUCAGACCCAAGUUGAGGAAACAAAACCUGGAAGAUGCCAUAGUCUUGGCCCAGCCUGCUGUGGAGCUGUUAAAAGGCUGGGGAGGGAGGAGCCUUGAGAUUCUGGCAUCAGCUUGGGUUGGAUUUAAAAUGGAUUUAAAAUGGAUUUAAAUUUUGGUUUUAAAAUGUAAAUUUCUUUCGGGCGUGUGAACCAAGAGUUUGUCACGGAUGGGCAACUGAGUUGGGGUUUCUAGGGAAAUGCCUUCCUUCAUUUGACAGGUGAAGAGGAGGCUCAAGCCCAGAGAGGAAGAACACUUGCUCAAGGUCAUAUGACCAAGUUGGAGAGCCCAGGCUUGCCCAAGGUCCAGCCUAGCCUCUAGACACCAUGUCAGACAGUGAUCUGGGUGAGGAUGAAGGCCUCCUCUCUCUGGCAGGCAAGAGGAAGCGCAGAGGGAACCUGCCCAAGGAAUCGGUGAGGAUCCUCCGGGACUGGCUGUACCUGCACCGCUACAACGCCUACCCCUCAGAGCAGGAGAAGCUGAGCCUUUCUGGACAGACCAACCUGUCAGUGCUACAGAUAUGUAACUGGUUCAUCAAUGCCAGGCGGCGGCUUCUCCCAGACAUGCUUCGGAAGGACGGCAAAGACCCUAACCAGUUCACCAUUUCCCGCCGCGGUGGGAAGGCCUCAGAUAUGGCCCUUCCUCGUGGUAGCAGCCCCUCAGUGCUGGCCGUGUCUGUACCAACCCCCACCAAUGUGCUCUCCUUGUCCGUGUGCCCCAUGCCACUCCACUCAGGCCAAGGAGAAAAGCCAGCAGCCCCACAAGGGGAGCUGGAGCCCCCUAAGCCCCUGGUGACCCCUAGUAGCACGCUCACCUUGCUGACCAGGGCUGAAGCCGGAAGCCCAACAGGUGGACUCUUCAACACGCCACCACCCACACCCCCAGAGCAGGACAAGGAGGACUUCAGCAGCUUCCAGCUGCUGGUGGAGGUGGCACUACAGAGGGCUGCUGAGAUGGAGCUUCAGAAGCAACAGGACCCGUCGCCACCGUUACUGCACACUCCCAUCUCCUUAGUCUCCGAAAACCCCCAGUAGGCAUCUGCCGACAGGGGUGCUCAAGGCUUGAGCUGGCUGUCCUGGGUUUCCAUUUUGGUUCCCCCUCACACAGAGGGUUUUCUUUGGAUCACUGCCAAACAUUGGGAUCAUCUCUUCUGUCCAGAGGUCUUCACAGGAAGCUGCCGGCCAGUGUCGGCACACUGGGGUAGGGGCCUUUCCUCUGCCGACUGUGCCGUUUCUCCAGGCCUCCUUAGUGGUGAGACCAAGAGACUGGAGAUGGGCAUGGCGCUGCUGCUUCUCCAGAGAGCUCCCAGGACACCGUGUUCCAGCCUGCUCUCCUGGGCUGGGCACAGGAAAACUGCCAAGUUCAAGCCUAUCCUGGGUCCAAGCUGCCCCUGAGCCGGGCCUCUUUGGUGAGCCAAGUGUGGACAUUCCAAGUUCCUAAGUGUGAACAAAAGAAAAGAAGAACCAGCAGAUGUAACAGAACCGACUCCAGUUGAAUGUUUAGGUUUUCACUAAACUUUGUGUUUAUUUUUCCCUUUUUGCUGUGGUUUGCAUUAAUGGGAGUAGUUAGUCCAGGUGUGGGAGGGCGAGAGGGCAUUGCGUGAUAGGAGUCUGAUGAACUGGGAAUGACCCAGCACUGCAACUGGUGAUUGUUUUACAAGGAGUAUUUUUACUUGGGGGACCAGCUCAAUCUCUGCAAAAUUCCAGAUGGUUGUUUAUUGUUGGUUUGGUUGACCCAAAAAAAAGCAGAGAAAAGUUUUAUGGGCUUUGGCUUUCUGCCUCAGGCACAGAAGGAGAUAAAGCCACAGCCAGAGAGAGGGUCCAAUAGAGAAUCUGACCAAACCUUCUGGGCGCAGCACAGGGAAGGAUGAUAAAACCGGAGGUGUUUUGUUUUUUUAUUUUUAUUUUUACUGUAUGGGGGGGUGGGGGAAGUAAGCUAGACAGGCAGUGGGGUUUUUUUUUUCCUCUUUAAUGUUUUCUCCUUCUUUAUCCUUGAAAGCUUUGUCCUGCAGCCUGAGUUUUGAAUUUCUUUCGGAACUUGGAUUAGUUGAGCCAGAAUAUCAAAAGCUCCCAGUCGCUCCCGCUUGGAGAGAAGUGAGCCAUCUACUGGUCAGGAAGCCCUUUUAGCUGACUCACAUGGGCAGCUUUUCCCACGACGGUGGCAGGAAGCUAUUCCUGGAGGAAGCAGAGAAUGGUGCCCCAGCUGCCUGAGGGACUGCCUUCAGAGGAGGCUGGGGCUGGCAAUCAGUUAAGCCUGUUUUGCUAUGUCUUUGUGUUGCACCUUUCUUUAAAUUGGAGUUGCCGAGGCCUCUGCUCUGAACUUCACAGUGAAACAGAUCAAGGUCUUAUUGUCCCUCCGCCUCCCUGUUUUUUAUUUUGCUGUUUCAGUGCUGACAGCAACACCCCAUCUUCAUACUCUAAGAAACACUAAUCCUAGGUUAUUGUUAGCUGAAAUAUUUUUUAUUCUGAAUAACAUUGUUACUGGGCCAAAAGACAGGUCAGAAGCCAGCUUUUAGUUUCCUGAAGCUGUAAGGUUGGGCACAAGGAGAGAGUGUGCCUAGGUUUAUCUGACUUGGGUGGGCCUGGCCAGGAAAAAGGCAGCGUCAUGUGCUCUGUCCUUUCUGGGGUGACCCCUGAAGCCUUUAGGGAGUGUCCUGACCACCCAUUGCUGAGGGAGUGGGCAUUGGUUCUUUAAGGAGAGCUUUGCUCUCCACGAGUGAGUGAAUUUCCUAGGUGCUGUGUUUUGCUCCCCCCUCCACCCUCCUCGCAUGCCCCGGGGGAUCAGGGAACCUCACUCUCCUGAGGCCCAGCUAGGGAACCAGGUGAACAAGCAGCUUCAAGAUUCGCUGCAGCUGCAGUUUGCCCAGCCUCUUCCACCCCACCUGUGUCUGAGUCCUGCUCUUGUGUGACUGUUACCGGACCCUUGUAGCAGGGGACUCUGGAUGUACAUAGGCUAGGGUGGGGUUUUUCCUUCCUACAGUGCACUGAGCAAUGGAGACUGAGGGGUAAGGAGCCAUGCUGCUGAAUUCUGGUUGGCAUUCCCCUCCUGUGCAAGAUGGGGACGCUGGGCAGGGAGGCAUUCUCUGCCUGGUUUGGUUGUGAGGAGGAGAAGCACUGUUAUCCAGUUGAAUUAUUUGAGCAAAAUCUACUGUAAAUAACUUGUUUUUGUCUUUGGUCAAAUAAAGUUGGUUUUGGUUUUGGU
Manis javanica (Malayan pangolin) is the source of this 4219-nucleotide messenger RNA. It is a transcript of the gene TGIF2, whose product is annotated as TGFB induced factor homeobox 2. Gene Ontology annotation, biological process: regulation of DNA-templated transcription. The record is from RefSeq and is a predicted model, not a curated record. Lineage: Eukaryota; Metazoa; Chordata; Mammalia; Pholidota; Manidae. Gene Ontology annotation, molecular function: DNA binding.